Scaptodrosophila lebanonensis is the source of this 568-nucleotide messenger RNA. Its product is annotated as stress-associated endoplasmic reticulum protein 2. Bases 104 to 298 code for a protein of 64 amino acids. Lineage: Eukaryota; Metazoa; Arthropoda; Insecta; Diptera; Drosophilidae. The record is from RefSeq and is a predicted model, not a curated record. Gene Ontology annotation, cellular component: endoplasmic reticulum. The transcript is spliced from 3 exons. Gene Ontology annotation, biological process: endoplasmic reticulum unfolded protein response.
GAGAACCAGAUGGAGUAAUCACAAGGUUUUUUUCCAUACUCUAAAACCACUUUCUAUAGCAUACAUACCGCAUCGUGUUAUUAAAACAUUUAAAGCACACAAAAUGGCUCCCCCACAAAGGAUGCGUGUCGCCAACGAGAAGGCUAGCAAGUAUGUGACAAUGCGAGGAAAUGUACCCAAAUCAUCAAAACCUAAGGAAGGGCAAUACCCCGUGGGACCUUGGCUCUUGGCGCUGUUCAUUUUCGUGGUGUGCGGCUCUGCGAUUUUCCAGAUCAUUCAGUCAAUACGUGCUGCGUAAAAUUCAAACUCCCCAUCAGAGCAGCGGCAACACUACUACAAUAACAAUAGCGUCAAAAUUGGCUUAAACCGGAAGUUUCAAACCCCUCUCAAUAGCUGAACAAUCGGACAUUAUGUGCAAGGCCUCCGCGAUAGGAUGAUUUGGCCUCUUUAGUUCUUCAAUGUAUACAAUGUGUUUUAUACAUGCAAACUAUGCAAAAUUAGGUCCACUAUUUUUAUUAAUUUUUAAGGUCUAAAAGUGAACAUUAUGUGCGCCUUUUAUAAUGUAAAA